Trichoderma atroviride IMI 206040 is the source of this 2162-nucleotide messenger RNA. RefSeq lists its product as uncharacterized. The record is from RefSeq and is a predicted model, not a curated record. Gene Ontology annotation, biological process: translesion synthesis. Gene Ontology annotation, molecular function: damaged DNA binding; DNA-directed DNA polymerase activity. NCBI's taxonomy places the organism in Eukaryota, Fungi, Ascomycota, Sordariomycetes, Hypocreales, Hypocreaceae.
AUGGACGGCAAGGUGGUGAAAAGGCCGCCAAAACGCAAAGAAGACCGAAUCAUUCUGCAGUUUGACUACGACUGCUUCUACGCUCAAGUAUUUGAGAACAAAAACCCGGCUCUGAGGUCAAAGCCGCUCGGCAUUAAGCAGAAGAACAUUUUGGCCACCUGCAACUACAAUGCGCGCCGCCGCAAUGUCAAGAAGCUGAUGCUCAUCUCGGAGGCAAAGAAGAUUUGUCCCGAUCUCGUUCUUGUAGACGGCGAGGACUUGACGCCGUUUCGCGAUGUGAGCAAGACUUUGUUCAAUUUCCUGAGAUCUCACUCCUGGAAUGGCAAAGCGGAACGGCUGGGCUUUGAUGAAGUCUUUUUAGAUGUGACUGACAUUAUCGACUACAACAUGUCGUGUCUCAACCGAACUUCAAUGGCCGAGUCGUUCUUCUAUCUAUCCAGCAAGGACCCUGAGUUGGGCUUUCCGUGCGACUUGACCUCCAUUGCAGGCUGUGUUGUUGGUGCCACUGUCGAGGACGUGGAUUUGGAGAGCCCUACAUAUUUGAGGCACCUCUUGGGCUCCCACUUUGCCCAAUACCUGCGACUAAGGCUGGAGCAAGACUUUGGUUACACAUCGACUUGUGGCAUCUCUACAAAUAAACUUCUGAGCAAACUUGUCGGCAGCAAGAACAAGCCGAGGAAUCAGACAACGCUGCUUGCUUUGACCGAUGACGAUAUCGUGAGCUUUGUGGAUGGGCACAAGCUUCGCAAUAUUGCAGGAAUGGGCUCCAAAAUCACACACGUGCUUGAGUCACACAUUAUGACCAAGGAGCUUGAAGACACUGGGCCCUUUGAUUCUCACGUAACGGCACGAGAAGCUCGUCUCCAUCCAACCAUAUCCCCGUCCUUCCUUGAGGUACUUCUGGGUGGCCCUGGCGCGGAAAGAGGCAUUGGGUCUCGAGUUUGGGGCUUUCUUCAUGGCGUGGAUCCUACAGAAGUCAAGGAAGCAAACGACGUCCCUUCCCAAAUCAGUAUCGAAGACACCUACGGCGGUCUUCAAACGAUACCCCGAAUUACUGAAGAGCUUCAUAAGCUGUCGUGUUCUCUAAUCCGGAGAAUGAGAGUAGAUCUUACGAUCCUAGACCACGGCUCAGACAUACCAGGCGGUCAAAAGUGGAUUGCAAGACCAAGGACCCUCCGACUCUCAACUCGAUCUUGGCCGAAGUCGGAUGCCUCCCAAACUCGAGACUUCAGUCGUGUGUCUCGGUCAGGACCGCUACCGAGUUUUCUAUUUGACCUAAAAGCUGACAUUGAUGAGCUUGCUCAGCAACUAGUCGCAGAAGCGUUAUUGCCACUACUCCGCCGCUUACAGAGUGAAAAGGGUCAGACGUGGAAUUUGCAGCUAAUUAACAUUUGCGCGGCAAACAUGGUUGCCGGAGCUACUGAUGACAAGACGGGAGCGGGACGAGACAUUGCAGUCAUGUUCAAGAAGCAGGACGAAGUACUUGCUCCAUGGAGGAUUGCGUCCAACGCGACUGGCGAAGAUGAGAAACUCGCAAAAGACGAAAUGGAGGACGAUAUAUCUGAAGAUUUGGAUUCUGACAUAUCUUGGGAGGCCUCGGAUAGCUCCAUAUGCGUUACCUGCGGCCACUCUAUACCAUCGUUUGCGCUGCCCGCUCAUGUAAGGUAUCACGAGUUGGGCGAAUGAGUUUAUCUCGUCUUGCUGCCAGUCUCAUUAAGAGAAGUGACUUUCGACAUUAUCGGUCCACGCCUUAAUAUUUGCACUGGGUGCUUCGCAAGCAGCAGUUGGCUUUUCUGUAUCACGUUUCUGUACGACGAUAAGACGCGGAGCCGGAGCCCGCUGCCCAGUGGUAUGCUUUUGUACUCUGUGCGUCUUCCGGGGGGCACAGGUUGAUUGCGAUUUCUGCGCAACACGCGCAUCAAAGGAUAACUUUGUGAAUAAGGCGGCUUGAGCUAUGUUGUACCAGCAAAUAUGCGACUCCUUUGUGGAAUAUAGAGGAAGCCAAUAGGAGGAUCAUUAUUCAAGAGACAGGAUUGAUUGUGACUUGUUUGUCUGCACGACCAAGAAAGAGAAGGGAGAAGGGAGAAAUAGGAGAGAUGCGUAGUAGUAUAUAAUCAGCUUAUUUAAACGUAGCGACAGUAAUUCAGAGUGGCGCCAUCGAC